ACAUACCUCCUACCUAUGCAGUGCGUUCUUUUUCUUACUAUUAUUAUAGGGCUUUUUGAACCAUUUCGACUUUAGAUGGGGAUGUUGAAAUAUACCAAAUAAUACCAACUUCAUCACUGUUAUUAUUCAUUUACCUUUCUCUUCUUCAUUCUUCUCCUAGAUUAAUCACAACCAACACUGUCGUCGCCGGGCUAGUCAGCUUGCUAUUAACAGCUACCUAACCAACCAACUACAUGUAACUUGCGAAUUCGCUCUGUUCCGUUCUAGUUUCGAUCUCGCAUAUACUCUCCCCUUUUUUUUUUUAUCUGAACUACCUAAACAGCUAAACUAAAGCUCACGCGUGAUCCUGUUUUCUCGCCAGCCUAUUACAAGCAAACGUCGUUCUCCGCCUCAGGGAGUCAGUUGUUCAAGGGGUUUUGCUCCCAGACCGCGCGAGCCGGCUUUUUCAUUGGUGUAUUUCCAUCCCUCUCCAUAUCUUGGCGCAUCCUUCCCUCUAAUCCCCCAGCCAGCACUUUGUUAGUGGUACCUAGGUAUUCGAGUGGGUUAUUACCAAAUCCCUUCAACUACCUACUCAUCUAUUUUCCCUUUUUUUGUUUUUUUUCUUCCAGAUCAGCUAGCGAGCGAGCGAGCGAAGGGAGAGAGAGAAGAAGAAAAAGAGAAAGACACCGCGAGUACGUGUAUUGGUGUGUGUGUGUGUGUGUGCGUGUGUGUGACGCGCCGCCACCACAAUGGCCAUGUCGAAACGCAGCACGUUCACGACGAUAUCGCCGCUGCCGGCGGGGAUCAAGUCGCGCGAGGUCGUGGUGGCGUUCCUGCACAACCACGUGGAGAUGAUCGACCUGAACCCGCUGGUCAUCGAGCGGCACCCGAUCGACCCGCCCGCGCACGCCCCGGACGAGGAGCGCGGUUGCGCCUGGUGGAGCCUCACCGACAAGAUCUCCUACCUGCCGGGAGGCGUCGUCUCCGGGGACGUCACGUACACCGCCGCCUUCCACGACCUGCCCGACGGCAUCCAGACCCACGUGUACGCCCCCAUGGGCACCGAUAUCCGCGAGCGCUGGAGCCUCGGCGGCACCCUGCCCGGCGAACCCCCAGAGCCCGUGGAGCUAGGCAUCGGCGCGCCGAGGCAGGGGCUUUACCUGAGAGAAGACGUCGAGCUGAGAUGCAACUUCGUCAUGUCGUCCUUCAUCAAGAGGACGCUGAAGAAAGCCCACGGCGUCCUAGUCGAUAGGCUGGUCGCUAGCGCUGCCGCGACGCACCGCCAGAGCGCCGCGGGACCCCAGCGCGUGGAUUCAAGCCUCUCGGCGGCGUCUGCUACGGGAUAUCCUGCCCCUCAGGAUUUACAGCCCACGGCGCCGUAUCAUCACCCGCAGCAACAAAACCAACAACAUCAACAACAGCAACAGCAACAGCAGUCAUCAAGGCCCGGAUCUACCUCGUUCACCCCACCGCCGGGAAGCCACCCGGCGCCGUACGGACAUGCCCCGUCGCAUAGCGUGGGGAGCAACAGCAGCCAUAGCCAUAGCCAUAACAAUAGAAAUAGUAACAGCUACGCACCCGAGCCGCUGCGCGUGAACAAGAGCCGGUCGUCCAGCGGACAGUACUAUCAGCAGCAGCAGCACCCCCAGGGCUCGGUCUCUCGUCAUCAUCAUCAAGCCGCGCCGGGGGCAGGGAAUAGCGGGUUUCCGGCGGAGUUGGAGUAAGGGGGGAUAUAUAAACUGACAACCAACCAACCAACCCAACCUAAAACUUAAGAAGUGCUUUCAAGCCGCAUGUAUGCAUUGGCGUUUUCGGUCUGGUAUAUUCGUAUCUGGGAAAUAUUUUUCCCUUUUUUUUUCUCGUCGUGUUUGCCUAAGGCAAUAAUGGGCUGGCAGGUGGGAGCAAAGUCUAGCAUUAGGUAGUCUGAUAUAGGGUGAGAUGGAGUGAAGUGAGGUGAGGUGAGGUGAGAUGGGAUGGGAUGGGAUGAGUGAGAAGAAGGAAGAAGAGUUUAUACCCCUGAGGCUGUAGUCUUCAAUAUUAGGGAUUUCACAUAACUGCCUCAGUUUGAUUCAAUACGCCUGUCUGGUUCAGUGUGCAACUAGAUCUAUUUAGCCAUACAUAAAAGUAACGUUCCAUAACCAGUACUUUUGUCUCACUUCGUGGGCAUGAGAGAAUGGCUACUACAGCUCGAAGGCUCGUGACCUCAAUCCUUCUAUCUAUCUACCUCUCUAUCCCACCGUGUCAUCGCAGGAGCAGACAGGGGCACUAUCUUACCACGAGAUAUAUCAUGCGAGUCUAAACAGUCAGCCGGUUUGUUUGUCAUGGCUCGCAGAUACGUAUGUAUCACGCUCCUUGUCAGCUAGCCUGGCGAGUGGAUUAUGACCGGUUUCCUCCUAUUUUCGUCAACACUCCCUUGCUUUACCACUAAGACACAUUGGAAACCUGUUAGAGACUAGAAUCUAGAUAGGCGCC
Daldinia caldariorum is the source of this 2451-nucleotide messenger RNA. RefSeq lists its product as uncharacterized. Bases 729 to 1703 code for a protein of 324 amino acids. NCBI's taxonomy places the organism in Eukaryota, Fungi, Ascomycota, Sordariomycetes, Xylariales, Hypoxylaceae. The transcript has 2 exons. The record is from RefSeq and is a predicted model, not a curated record.